Messenger RNA from Striga hermonthica, 615 nucleotides. Lineage: Eukaryota; Viridiplantae; Streptophyta; Magnoliopsida; Lamiales; Orobanchaceae. The record is from the annotation of a GenBank genome assembly.
AUGAGCCACAGGAAGAUUCAUUCACAGGGUUAUGUGCCGUUUUCCUGGGAAGAGAAGCCCGGAAUCUCCAAGUUCAACCACCAAAAGACGUCCUCGGACGUGAACCUAACCGAUAUGAAACUCCUGCCCGAAAAUUCCAGUGGGGCCCACAACAUUAAAGUCACCCCACCUCCUCCGUGCAAUUCUCGGCCGUCGACUACAAGCUUCUCAAGAAAGGGGUCGUGGUGGCUGGACGACCCUUUUCUUGCCGCUUUAACUUCGUGCACAAAAGGUGUUCCGGAAAAGGAGCCGAGUAAGGGGAAGAAUGUAAUCGGGAAGAGGGCCGGCGUCUUCUCAUGCAAGCAUUCGUGUGAUGUCGAAAAAGAUAGUUUCGUGAGGCUUACAAAGCUUCCUCCCAUUCCGAAGGAGAGGGGGAUGGAGUCGGGCGUGGCUCGGGCGACUCGCGACCUCUGUAUCGUCGUCGUUGGGGCUGAGAUGAAGACUUUGCCCCUUCUCCAUUUGUGCUCUGUCGUCUGUGUAUGGGUGGAGGACCGGUGCUUUCGAGUUCUGCUAGUGGUGUUAGUGGGAUCGAGACAACAGUUGUGUGGGGGGUCCCGUCGGAGUUUCUCCGGCUAG